Seminavis robusta is the source of this 945-nucleotide messenger RNA. The record is from the annotation of a GenBank genome assembly. Lineage: Eukaryota; Bacillariophyta; Bacillariophyceae; Naviculales; Naviculaceae.
AUGACGGAGAGAACGUUUGUGUGCAGUGAUGGUUUUUCCUUGGCAGCUCAGUGCUACCGUCCCCCCUCCACUCCUACCAACGUGACGCAGACGCAUAAUAAAAAGAUUCUGCUGCUUCAUGGCUGGUUGGACAAUUGUCGCUCUUUUUGGAAACUGGCUCCCAACUUACUCGAGUCGUCGUAUGAAGUGGUGGCGUUGGAUUUGCCGGGUCAUGGACUCAGUGAUCAUCGCCCUCCAGCAGGACCCACUGUGAUGUUGCCCGAAGCCGUUUAUUACGUGGCAGAAGUUCUGGACAAACUCGAGUGGAAUCAUCAAGUGACUCUCAUUGGACACUCCAUGGGAGCUGCCAUUUCCUUGGCAUACACGGCGGCAUUUCCAGAACAAGUCGAACGACUCGUGUUGCUGGAAGGUGUGGGGCCUCUCACCAAACCAGACGAAGACGUCACCAAACAUUUAAGAAGGCACGUGGAAAGUAGAAUGAAAGGAAACGUCUCACUCUAUUUUAAUAAUGACAAGAAAGGACCACGUUUACACGCAUCUUUGGACGCGGCCAUUGAAACACGCAGAAAGACAGCCACGUUGUCACCGGGCAAUCAGUACUUGUCCCAAGAAGCUGCCACGGAAUUGGUCACUCGAGCCACUCGUCCACAUGGCACUCAAGUCCAGUUCCUGCACGAUUAUCGAUUGACGUGGCCAUCUCUCAUGUACAUGACACAUACUCAAGUGGCUGCCUUGCAGCAAGCCGUUCGGGAUUGUCCCACGUGCAUUCUGUUGGCCGAGGACGGAUGGCCUUUUGAGCAGGAACGGCUGGACGGAGUAAAGGAGCGCAUCCAACCACAACAAUUCGCCAUCCUUCCAGGAUCCCAUCAUUUUCAUGCCGAUCCAGCCUCGGCCGAUCUCGUCAGUGAGCACAUUCUUCAGUUCCUCGAGUCUUCAACAAGCUAA